Molecule: messenger RNA, 579 nt
Organism: Closterium sp. NIES-67
Lineage: Eukaryota; Viridiplantae; Streptophyta; Zygnematophyceae; Desmidiales; Closteriaceae
Source: the annotation of a GenBank genome assembly
GAAGCGGUUUUACACCAUGGAGCGGAACUAUGGGGAGGGGGAGACCAUGGUUCAGUAUCUCCAGAGGGUGGAUGAGAAUUUGAGGGCUUUGGAGGAGCUAGAUUACACGGUAGAUGAGAAGGAGAUCAUCUAUACUGCACUCCAAGGGUUGGAUCAAGCGGCUAAUGAGGCAUUACUACAGUACCUUCACCUCGAGCAACAGAAAUGGACCAAGGUGUGGAUUUGGGAGGUUUUAAUUUCUGAUGAGGCUCGCAAGGUUGAUGCUGGAAGAGGCCUAGAAGGAGGCAUGGGGGCAGCAGAUAAAGCUUCCUUCAGGAAAGGCUAUCAAUAGCAAGGAGACUCUGGAGCAACAUCUGGGAUGCUUCCUCGCCGUGAUCUUUUCACCUCCUACCAUCCUCUCCCACCAAACUCUAGGAGAGUGAUUGUUGGGAGCGGAGAUUUGCUGCAGGCAAUUGGCAUCGGCACGAUCACCAUUAAGGGGAAGGAGGGGGAGCUAGUGGGUGUGAAGGGGGUCCUUCACGUCCCUGGUUUGGCUGCAAACCUCCUUUCAUGCUCGCAGCUGGCUAAACAGGGAUACAU